CCCUGCUUCAUCGCUGCGUGACAGCUUAAGUCGAUCAGUUUCCGAGUCUUGACAUGGCGUGCUUCUCCUUGCUCGCCGCCGGCGUCCGUCCGCUGCUCCUCCCGGCGGCGGCCAUCAUCCUCCUCCUCACCACUCUCCUCUCAGGGCCGGUCGUGCUCGUGCGAGGCGUCACGUUCCGGGUGGUGAACAAGUGCCCGUUCCCGGUGUGGCCGGCGACGGCGCCCAACGCCGCCCAUCCGGUGCUCGCCGACGGCGGCUUCUUCCUCCCGCCGGGGCAGUCGAGGCGCGUCAGGGCGCCGGCCACGUGGAACGGCCGCUUCUGGGGCCGCACCGGCUGCAACUUCACCUCCGGCCAUGGCACCACCGCGUGCCUCACCGGCGACUGCGAGGGCCGUCUCGCCUGCAACGGCUCCGUCGGCGCCCCGCCCGCCACCGUCGUCGAGGUGGACCUGCACGAGGACCGGAGCAAGGGGAGCUCCUACGACGUCAGCCUGGUGGACGGCUACAACCUGCCGGUGUCCGUCUGGACCAAGCCCGCCGCCGGUGCCGACGCCGACCGCAAGUGCGUGAUCUCCGGCUGCGCCAAGAACGUGAACGCGGUGUGCCCUCCGGAGCUGCAGGUGACGGCGGCGCCGCCGUCGUCGUCGGCGUCGGCGGCGACGGUGGUGGCGUGCAAGAGCGCGUGCCUGGCGUUCGGGUCGGACGCGUUCUGCUGCCGCGGCGCGUACGGCACGGCGGAGACGUGCCGGGGCAGCGCGUACUCGCGGCUGUUCCGGGACGCGUGCCCGGCGUACGUCAGCUACCCCUACGACACGGCGGCGGCGGCGGCGGCGAGGUGCUACGCGCAGGACUACGUGGUCGCCUUCUGUCCGUCCAGAUGGGGCGGCGCGGGCGAUCGUGUGGCCCAGGCUUGACGGAUGUGAUGCCGCCGGAUUCGAAUAAAAGAAAACGCGUGUGCUACGUAGUCUUGAAUCUCUCGAUCUUGCGUGUAUGUAUCUAUAUACAAGUAUAUAUAGUAUAUGAAGUUCGUAUGUGAUCAAUGGAUAGUUUUUGUGCUGGUGUUAGUAUGUGUGUGAAGUAUUUAGAGUAAAUUUGGAUGCACACAUGAGCUGAAAACACUAUGCCUAUUUUUGAAACUUGGAACACAA
Molecule: messenger RNA, 1148 nt
Organism: Oryza brachyantha (malo sina)
Lineage: Eukaryota; Viridiplantae; Streptophyta; Magnoliopsida; Poales; Poaceae
Product: pathogenesis-related thaumatin-like protein 3.5
Exons: 2
Coding region: 54-914 (286 amino acids)
Biological process (GO): defense response
Cellular component (GO): extracellular region
Source: RefSeq, a predicted model, not a curated record